Molecule: messenger RNA, 441 nt
Organism: Acanthoscelides obtectus
Lineage: Eukaryota; Metazoa; Arthropoda; Insecta; Coleoptera; Chrysomelidae
Source: the annotation of a GenBank genome assembly
AUGAUACCUAAGCUCUUUAGGGCGGGCUGAAAUAGGAUAUUUGGAGGUCAUUCAAAAACAUAUUAGGUACGAGGGAUGUAUUUAAGUUUUGCAAAUGGAAAUUAAACAACGCGGUAGAUAGUUUUAAAUGACUUUAUUGUUUUUCGAAGUAUUCUCCACGAAGAUUAAUACACAUCUGCAUGCGCUCGAACCAAUUUUCGAAGCACUUAUUCGACUCGUUUGCUGGCAGAUCCAAAACGGCAUUUUUGGAUGACUCAACUGCUUCUUCUGGUGACUAGAACCUUUGACCACGCAGUCUGUUUUUAAUUUUCGGGAAAGUAAAGAAAUUGUUAGGACUUAGAUCGGGACUAUAUGGAAGAUAGUCCAAUAAUUCCACGUUUUCUUCCCUUAAAUACUGCCUUGUUUUUUGAGCUGUGUGCGAGCUUGCAUUGUCUUGGUGGA